Varanus komodoensis (Komodo dragon) is the source of this 1591-nucleotide messenger RNA. It is a transcript of the gene CUNH2orf76, whose product is annotated as chromosome unknown C2orf76 homolog. The record is from RefSeq and is a predicted model, not a curated record. NCBI's taxonomy places the organism in Eukaryota, Metazoa, Chordata, Lepidosauria, Squamata, Varanidae. The transcript has 7 exons. Bases 323 to 703 code for a protein of 126 amino acids.
CGCACGUUUGACCUUCAUUAGUGGAUGACUCCGAAAUCGUUGCCCAGCCAAUCGUUGACAAGGCGGCAGUUCUCAAUCAGGAAGUUGGGUGGGAAGAACUACGUGCUUUAUAAUCACGUGGCCGUGCGAGCGGGAGGGAGUUGUCUAAAAUAAAUUGGGCGUCCGGCUUCUGUGCUGAGGGUGCUGCCCCGGCGUGGAGAACAGAAUGAAAAAUCCAUCAUCUGAGAGGUUGAUCUGAAACCUAAUCGUGGAUGUUCCCUCCUAGCCCUUGAACACUCCAGUUGCCCUUCUUCAAAAGACGGGUAACUUGCGGCUAGCUCACAUGUCACCAGAAUAUGUGACUGUUACUGUGCGUCUAGUUCGCUCCUUUGAGCAUCGUAACUUCAGGCCUGUCGUGUACCAUGGUGUUAACUUGAAUCAGACUGUAAAAGAGUUUGCUGAAUUUGUGAAGAAUGAUGUGGCAUUAAGGACAGGACUUCCACCUCCUUUUAAAAGAUAUAGCUAUGACACAAUGAAGAUUAUUCACCAGGCGCAUGGCUCUAAGACCAAUGAGCUUGUUGUGAGCUUAGAAGAUGAUGAGAAACUCAUUUUGGCAGAGGAGAGCACCCUGCAAGCAGCUGGAGUUGCAAAUGAAACAGAGCUAGCAUUUUUCUGCAUGGAUGAUUACAGAAAAUAUAAAGUAAAUCCUGUUGCAACCUGGUGAAGAUAUUGAAGCUUAGAAGAAUUUUUCUUGUACUUCCUGUGAAAUUUCAUUCUAAAAACUUAAAAGAUGUAUGUAUUGUAAGCAUUAUAUAUUUACAGAAAUACAAGAGACCCAGAAGUGGGGGUGGGGAGCAAUAAAAGCUGAUUAAUUUGCUUUUCAUCUACUUUCAUUUUUAAAAAGUUAAAAUGUAUGAUGUGUCAAUGCAUUGUUAUUGUGAAAUAUCUCUCGAUGCCUAAUAUGUAGGGAUUUAAGACUGAUAUGCUGGCUAUGGAAAUAUCAUUACAUUUUAUCUUUAUUCUAACAUUAAAAUCUGUAUUAAGCUAGUCAUAAGACUGACUGGCAAGUGAGAAUUUGGUGCAGUUCUGUUGGAGUGGCUGCUCUUCCAGCUGCUCUACCCUUUCACAGCCGGUGUUGGGAGUGAGGAGGACAGUGGCUAUUGGUGCGUGUUCCCAGGGUCUCCUGAUUGGGAACAGGGGGAGGCCUCGGAAUGUGGACCAAUUCUGGUUGAGACGAGAGAAGCGGAAUGCUUAUCUUGAGGCCGGACUCCCCAGGUGCUCCAGUAGCCCCUGAAAAUGACCAAGAUGUACAGUUAGCAGGAAGGUUUGGAACAGGGGUGUUUUUCCGAGACAGAUGAGAUGGGCAUGGCUCUGACCCCAUGAUGCAAUGUUGGCAGAGGACAUCCGUUAGGAUCUGCAUACAGAUUGGAGGCGUACUUAUUUCGAGAGCGCCCCUCCUGAAAGGGUCGGGCUCAAACAUACUCAUAAGGAGAGUCCUAGAAGUAAAUACUAGAUCUGGUUCAAUGAACUGCUCUGUGCAUGCUCCAAGAUUCAUUCUGGGUGGUUGUGCUUCUGGAAAAAGCUGUGAUCAAUAAAGAACUUUUGGCAAGAA